Molecule: messenger RNA, 2352 nt
Organism: Mytilinidion resinicola
Lineage: Eukaryota; Fungi; Ascomycota; Dothideomycetes; Mytilinidiales; Mytilinidiaceae
Product: P-loop containing nucleoside triphosphate hydrolase protein
Exons: 2
Coding region: 1-2352 (783 amino acids)
Cellular component (GO): nucleus
Molecular function (GO): RNA helicase activity; ATP binding; nucleic acid binding
Source: RefSeq, a predicted model, not a curated record
AUGGCCACCCCAAUGUACGCGCGAUACAUCCCUCCGAAAGCGAAAAACACGAGGGGAAAAGCGAGUGUAUCGCUUCCUGUACCAGAGAUAUCACAGGCGAAGGAACAGCCUGGAAAAACGAAGCAGCAAAGCAAAGACCAACCAAAGAAGCGCAAACGAGAGACGAAAGACCCACUAAAAGAGAAAGAGGAUGAUGUUACAAUACCUUCUGUACUAAAGGCUUCUGAGGUGGAGGAAGUGCCUGCAAAGAAGGAGCAUCGAAGUAAAGAUCGGCCCAAGAAGCGGAAACGGGAGCGGGAAGAGAAAUCUCACGACAGCGAGGAUAACGGCACGAAGCUCAAGAAGCACAAGAGCGUGCUUUCGAAAUUCGAAAAGGUCUCGAAGAUAGCCGGAGCUGCACGAGAGAGCGCGGUCGAUAUCCCAGCGGAAGAAAUCAAAGAAUCGCCAACUGAACUGCAUGGAUUGACUCCAUUACCACAACCUGAACCCGUCCCAGAACCUGAAUAUCACCCCACCUUCUCAGCUCUGCCACCAUGGCUCGCGAAGCCCACGACAGUAUCUUCCUCGGCCAAGGUACCGUUUGCAGACCUAGGAUUAGACGCUAGGCUAGUCGAGCAGCUGGAGAAGAAGGGAUACAAAGAAGCUCUGGCGGUUCAGUCUGCAGUCAUUCCUAUGUUACUACCAGGCCUACACCAGCAUUUCGGAGAUAUAUGUGUAUCCGCGGCGACGGGCUCCGGGAAGACACUAGCAUACAUCCUCCCAAUGAUUGAGGGGUUGCAGGGUAGGGUGCUUUCCAAGCUCUCGGGGUUGAUCGUCGUUCCGACAAGAGAGUUGGUAACACAAGCACGUGUAGUUGCAGAGCAGAUCACAGUAGGCACGAAGAUCAAAGUUGGCACAGCCGUUGGUAACAUAUCUUUUCCCGCGGAACAAGAGCUUUUAGUGAAGAAGGAUAAGAGGUUCGAUCCCGAGGCAGCUCGAUUGCUGCACGACAAGGCCAAUGAGCAAUUACGCACUGGAUUUGUUGAAAGAGGUGGAAUCAUGGGGGAUUUGAUGCAUAUGCCACCAGGUCAUGUGCCACAUUACGAAUCUAGCGUCGACAUUCUGAUCUGCACGCCUGGUCGGCUAGUUGAGCACAUCCAGUCAACAACGGGCUUCAGUCUUUCAGACAUCCGAUGGCUAGUCGUAGACGAGGCAGAUCGUCUCCUUGACGAUAGCUUUCAAGAAUGGGUUGACGUUUUGAUGAAAGCUCUGGAGGUAGAAAGCACUUCUGAACAGGCCCUCGCGCGCAGGAAAAUCAUAUCGAGGAAUCCAUGGCUGAAGCCAGAAAGACAACUGACUAAAGUCGUUCUAAGUGCGACUAUGACUAAGGACCUAAGCAAGCUAGGCUCGCUGAAAUUCCGGAGACCUAAGAUGGUGAUUGUCGAGAAUGAGGACCAGAAUAUUCACUCAUGUGCCCCUGGCACUGACAUGACUGGAGACGGAGAAUCGUUCGAGCUGCCCCCAGCCCUGAAGGAAUGGGCAAUACCCGUGGGCACUGGGUUGGACAAGCCUCUAUAUCUGCUCAAACUUCUACAGACGAACAUACUGUCACAAUGGGAAAUGGAGAAGACAGACACACCAACUGUUGCAGACGUCGAUACUGAGUCUUCGGCGUCCUCAUCGUCUUCGUCUGACUCGGACAACUCCGAUUCGGACUCUGCUUCCUCUGUGUCAGAUUCAUCGGAGGAUUCUUCGUCUGAAGAUGAGUCGGAUGACUCUGGAGUUGACACAAAGAAGAAGUUGUCAAACCCGAAACAUCGCUCCAAAAUAACACCUAAGAACCAAGCGGAUAUCUCAUCACGAGUGUUGGUCUUCACAAACAACAAUGAGAAUGCAGCUCGACUAUCGCACCUCCUCGCCAUUCUGCACCCGCCACUAAAGAACAAAUUAGGGACACUCACGAAAUCAGCAGCGACAAAAUCUAGUCAGAAGACGCUUGCUGCCUUUGCAACAGGCAAGAUAAGAAUAUUGAUAGCCUCCGAUCGAGCUUCCAGGGGCCUUGACGUGCCUGACCUUGGACACAUUGUGAACUACGACCUUCCACGAAGCGUUACAGACUACGUCCACCGGGUAGGACGGACAGCAAGAGCCGGAAAAGAAGGCCAGUCUUGGACAUUCUUCACUAAGACGGAGGGAAGGUGGUUUUGGAACGAUAUUGCCAGAGCGUCGGCGAUCAGGAGAGCGCAGAAGGUAGACAGGGCUAUCGUGGAUGCGGAGACGUUGAACGAGGAGAAGCGGACUACGUAUGAGGCUGCGCUGCGAGAGCUCCGAGUUGCCGUCGAAGGAAGCACGGGACGAGCCGUGGGACGAUAG